Gryllus bimaculatus (two-spotted cricket) is the source of this 2030-nucleotide messenger RNA. NCBI's taxonomy places the organism in Eukaryota, Metazoa, Arthropoda, Insecta, Orthoptera, Gryllidae. The record is from the annotation of a GenBank genome assembly.
GUUCUGCUAAAACCACCAUUUUUUCCGUUUAAAUGUACGCCGCGUGUAUAUGCCACUCCUUUUUACCUAGUAGUCAGCUGUUUAAGUGUAAAGUUGGUGAAAAUGAAAUUAACGCAUGCAGUGAAUCCAGUGAAUGUCUGAGUUGGUGGUGUGGUGGCGUAAUCGGGCAAUUUGUCCUGUUAUCCUGGACUUUGUCUUGACUCCUGAUUUUGGCGGGGGUGUGGUCCGUCUGGUUUCUACAGUGGUCGGUGCAGGUGGUGAAGCGGUGAAGGCAGUGAAGAUCAGAGAAGUUAUCGUCUUCUGACUCUCAGACUGUGCAUGUUGCGUUAACAAAAUGGCAGGUGUUUCGAGGUUAACUAUAUCCGUAUUUUCAGUCGCGUUGGUAAUUACCGUCGGUGAAUUGUUCGUUAACCCAGCAAAUUCUCCAUCGCAUAGCAAAGAAAUCCCAUCGACAAGAUUGGGUGUUAAUUCUUAUAUAGGACCUACCUUGAAGUUCUUAUAUUGUUACUCAUGAGGAUAUCGAGCACUCUUUGAACAGUAUGCAACAAUUCUACGUCAAAAAUAUCCUGAAAUCCUUAUUGAAGGCGAUCUCUAUCCUCCUCCCAAUUACAAUGCCAUGUUGGCUCAAGCCGUAGGUGUUGCCAAAAUACUGUUCAUAGUGUGUAUCCUCAGUGGAGCCAAUUUAUUUAACUUCAUUGGUCAAGAGCAACCUGCUUGGUAUUUAUGGUGCAUAAAUAAUAAAAUUUAUUCCUGUAUGAUGGUAUUUUUUAUGUGUAAUGCUAUUGAAGGCCAGUUGGUAUCAACAGGUGCUUUCGAAAUUUCUUUUAAUGAUGUCCCAGUUUGGUCCAAGUUGGAAACUGGAAGAAUUCCACAACCACCUGAACUAUUCCAAAUAAUUGAUAAUCAUCUUAAUUUUCAGAAACAGAGGUGAAAUAAAAAGUGAUGUUUUUUAACCUGCUAAAUCACCGCAUUGCACUUCAAACCCUGUAUAUAAUUCUGCAUCUUAGUUCACUGUAGUAAGGGCCUCUAUGGUAAAGUAUGAUAGCAACUUCAUAAAGCAGUAAUAUGCUGCUGGAAGUCGCUGGAAGUUUAUUACCAGAGAAGAAAUUACUUCAGAGUUCCAAGGUGUUAGAAUAUUGUUGUGCAUAUAUUUAUUGUAGUUGUUUGUGGUAAUGGAGAGUUUAGAAAUAAAAUAUUUGUAUCAUUUUCUGCAUUACAUCUUAUUGUAGGAAAAAUUGUUUUGUGAAAUAUAUACAAUACUUGUGCAAGAUGUCAAUGUUUACAUUAUGACUUAUGAUCAUCUGUUCCAUAGAGAACAAUGUGUGCAUCACAAAUUAAAUUUAUAGCAUUAAUAUGAAUACAGUAAAAUCCUUUUAUUCCCAUAUACUCAAAUUUUUAGUGAUCCUUUCGCUUUCAAAAUUAGUUUCCUCCUAACUUUCACUCUUUUUCCCCUAUGCAAAUGCCAGAGAUGACCCUGGCAAGUAUUGUCCUGGGCAGUUUUUGCUUUAAAACCUAUUUUCAAAAUGGAAAUCCAGGUUGCAUUGUUUCAUAUAUUGCUGAUGCAUCUGUCAGUACGUAACUUAAGUAUGUACUUUACUUUCAAUUUCACUAUUGUCCUGGCUAGUGAAAACCCACAAUCUGCAAUUCUGCCAAACCUGGUGAUUUUUCCCUUUAUCGAUGCUCCCCCCCUCUUUUAGAUUAUUUAAUUUAGCUUUUUAUAUUCUUUCUAGAUACCGAAAUCAUUGAUUGGUAUCAAUAAGUCUUCAAAUUUAGAUGAGAAAUCUUGAAACGGAAUUAAGUUCCAAUAAUUGCAGUGAUUUUUCUUUAAAGGUUAAAUAUUAUCAAUGGACAUGGAUAAUGUAUGUAAACAUGCAUAAAUAAUUUCCCACAACUUAUGCAUCCCCCCCCCCCCUUCCGACUUGGGAGGAAAAAAGGUGGAGGGUUGUGGACUUUUGCUGUUUGAGUAAAAUUAAAAUUGAAGGUAAACACACUGGAUUUCAGAAAAUCGUGUGUGAACUAAUUCAACCGGA